AUGUCAUCAACUAUGAUACAACGGCCAAAAAAAAAACAAUCACGUAUUACGAAAAAAAAACUUGCAGGAAAAAAUCAAAUUCCGAUACAUUUUCGUUUUGGUGGUAAUCGAAAAGAUCCACUCAAUUUAAAUGCACUUAUACAAAAGAAAAAACAAUUAACACGAUCAACAUCAUCAUCAAUGAUCAACAAUGAUCAUACAAACAAUAAUAAUAAUAAUGGUAAUGAUCGACCGGUUGAAAUUUUACUUCAACCUGAUAUUUUUGAUCCUCUUCGUCUUGACACAUCAUCACGUAAUGAUGAAGAUUUAAAUAAUAUUUAUUCUAUUCCAUCAAAUAGUACAAAUGAACAACAAACUAAUAAUUCAAUUAUAUGUCCCAUACGAAAACAACGAUAUGGAAAAAAACGAAGACAUAGUCAACCACCACGAUAUGGAAAUUUUCAAGGUUAUUAUGGUUAUCGACAACCAAAUCAUGAUCAACGUUUUCAAUAUCUUGAACAUAAUUGGUUUCAUAAUAAACAAGUAUUAGAUGUUGGGUGUCAUACAGGUCAUGUGACAUUCUAUGUAGCUGAACAUUUUCAACCUGAUCAAAUUGUUGGUGUUGAUAUUGAUCAACAACUUAUUCAACAAGCUCGACAUCAAUUAUGGAAUCGUAUACAAUCAGCUAAUAAUAAUAAUAAUAAUUCAAAUAUUAAUAAUGAUAAUAAUCAACAUAAGUGCUAUCCAUUUAACCUGCGCUUUCAGCAGGAAAAUUUUGUGCUUGAUAAUGAUGAGGAUUUGGCUAAUAUUAGAGCAGAAUAUGAUACAAUCAUUGCAUUUAGUGUAACAAAAUGGGUACAUUUAAAUUUUGGUGAUGAAGGUCUUAAGCGAUUUUUUAAACGAAUUUAUCGAACAUUAUUGCCAGGUGGAAGAUUAAUACUUGAACCACAACCAUGGUCAAGUUAUCGACUUAAACGUCGAAUGACGAAGGAUAUUACGGAAACAUAUAAUCGCAUAGAAUUUAAACCAACAGAAUUUGUAUCUUAUCUGCUUUCGGCUGAAGUCGGUUUCGAAACAUGCACUACAAUAGCAACACCAAAUCAUCUGCAUAAAGGUUUUCAACGAUCGAUGUUUUCAUUUAUUAAAGCAUCGACUGGUCUUGACAAUUGA
Molecule: messenger RNA, 1149 nt
Organism: Rotaria sp. Silwood2
Lineage: Eukaryota; Metazoa; Rotifera; Eurotatoria; Philodinida; Philodinidae
Source: the annotation of a GenBank genome assembly